Molecule: messenger RNA, 786 nt
Organism: Knipowitschia caucasica
Lineage: Eukaryota; Metazoa; Chordata; Actinopteri; Gobiiformes; Gobiidae
Source: the annotation of a GenBank genome assembly
AUGUCACCUUCUGGAAUAACAGGACUUUACCAACCUGAGUCUGGGUGCAACACCAGGGCAGGGAGUCCACGGGAGAGAGUCCACGGGAGGAGUCAACGGGAGAAGUUAACGGGAGGCGUCAACGGGAGGCUUCAACGGGAGGCGUCAACGGGAGGCGUCAACGGGAGGCGUCAACGGGAGAGAGUCCAGGAGAGGAGGGAAAGAGUCCAGGGAAGAGUGUCCGGGGGGGAGUCCAGGGGAGAGAGUCCAGGGAAGAGAGUCCAGGGAAGAGUGGCCGGGGGGGAGCCCAGGGGAGAGAGUUCAGGGAAGAGUGUCCAGGGGGGAGUCCAGGGGAGGGAGUCCAGGGGAGAGAGUCCAGGGGAGAGUGCCCGGAGGAGUCCAGGGGAGAAAUUCACCCCUGAACGUUCUCCCCUGGACAUUCACUUCGGCUCUCUCCCCUUGGACUCUUUCCUCUGGUCUCCUCCCCUGGACCCUCUUCCCCCUGGAUCCCCCGCCCUGACUCUCCCACCUCUGAACUCUCUCUCCAGGGGAGGGAGUCCAUGGAAGAGUUCCUGGAGGGGGGAGUACAGGAGGGUUAGGGUUAGUCCCUCCUGGACUCCUCCUCUGGACUCGUCCCCUCAACUCUUCCUCUGGAAUUUUCCCUUGAACUCCCCCUCUGGACUCCACCCAACCUGGACUCUGUCCCCAGGACCCCCUCGUACUGUCCCCCUUCAGAACUCUCUCUCCAGGGGAGAGCGUCGAGGGAAGAAAGAUCGGGGGAGAAAGUCCAGGGGAGAGAGUCCAUAG